Molecule: messenger RNA, 3335 nt
Organism: Chelonus insularis
Lineage: Eukaryota; Metazoa; Arthropoda; Insecta; Hymenoptera; Braconidae
Gene: Brd8
Product: Bromodomain containing 8
Exons: 3
Coding region: 112-3261 (1049 amino acids)
Cellular component (GO): NuA4 histone acetyltransferase complex
Molecular function (GO): protein binding
Source: RefSeq, a predicted model, not a curated record
GUGUGUUGGAGUUGUUUGGGUUUUUGGGUAAAUCAUGUGCGAAUUUUUUCAAAAAAAAUCAUGUGAUUAUUAACUCCACUAUUAGAAAUUAUUCAACAAUUGUAGACAGUAAUGGCGUCUGUGCAAGAUCGAUUAAAAAUACGGCGAGAAAAUGUAGCUGCGUGGAGUACGAGAGAGCAAUUAUGUUUAGCCUCGAGUGUAUUGAAAUCUGGAGAUCAGAAUUGGAUAGCUGUUUCGAGAUCAUUGAGACCUUUCGCUGAGAAAGACGUUUUGAGACCAGCGGAUUGGUUUUCUCAGAAAUCUUGUGCUAUUCAGUAUGCUCUUCUUCUGGAAAAUGCAGACACCCCAAAAAGAAAAAAAAGAGAAAGUGGAGAAACAACGGGUGAAUCGAUUGUGAAACGUUUAACACAAGAACGAAUAGCAGAGCUUGGGCAAAUAUUAACACUUCAACGAGACGAAUAUAAACAAUUGAAAUCAGAUUUAAAUCUGCUUAAAUCUGGUCCUAUAAACGAUGAUAAAUUACAAAAAAUGUGGCUUGCUAUUGAGCAAGAGGAAAGAGAACAAGAACAGAAAGCUAAAACACACAGUGUAUGGUCAAUUAAACGUCCACAUAAACAAGAAACCCUAUCUCAAGCUACACCAACUACACCUAAGAAAAUUAAUGACAAUAAUGAGUCUCAAGAGACUAUUGAAACACCAAUGGAAGUAGAUGACGAUAAAAAAACUCAACGAGGACAAUCUACAUUACUUACAACAUUGUUAAAAUCACCCAGCCCAACUACACAAAUUCAAAAUACAACAUCAACAGCUCAAGUGACUUCUCCAACUAUAGCAAGUCUUCUCGGAUCAAGUUCUAAAAUAAUUACGACUUCACAAACUACUACGAAUGUUACACCACAGCUUCAUCAACUCGUCUCAUGUGCAAUGUCAACUGGAACUUCUGAACGACCAUCUGCAGGUGCUCCAACAUUAUCUAUGCUUUUAGCUUUACCAGCAAAUCUAUCAAAAGGUAUUUUGCCUAGUUUACCAAAUACUACAUCUCAAAAUUCUUCUAUAGACUCUCCUAGUACUCCUACAUCUCUUAAACAAAUCAAUCAAAAUUGUUCUACAGUUCAAAGUACUGCUGAAACUUCUGAAUUACCUGAAGCUGAGAGUAUGGUGCAGAUUAUAGAUCAUAUUGAUGGAGUUAUUGGUAAGGAUAAAAUAGCUGAUGUCAUUGAUAAGGAUGAAAUUAAUGAGAUCAUCGGAGAUAUUGAAGAAUUAAUUAAAGAAGAGAUUACAAGAAGUCCUCAGACAACAGAAGCUUCAACUCCAGUGGUUAUAGAAACAUUACCUCUCCUACCAGAAAAAACUAUUGAACCCGAACAACCUGAAUCUGAGAGUAUUGAUGAGCCGGUUUCAUUACCUAAUUCUCCAGAAAGUGAAAUGGCCAUUGAAGAGAUUGAUCACAGUACGUCAAAUAUUGCAGAAAUUAUUGGCACUGCUAUUGAACCUGUAGAAACUAAAUCUGAUGUUCCAAUAACUUCAGAAAAUGAUUUAUUUACAGAAGAUAAGUCUGAAGAGGAUCAAUCAGUAGAAAUUGAAAUAAAAACUGAAGAAAAAAAUAUUGCAACAUCUAUAGAAAGUGUUUCUGAUUCAACAGAGGUGAAAGAAGUAGACGAGAAAGUAGAAGAAAAAAUUAUUGAAUCCGAAGAUACCGAAGAGAUUUCUGAAGUUCAGUUGAAAGAUGUAGAGACACAGGAAAGUAAAAUAGAAGUAGUCGUUCCAGAAGAAAAUGACGAAAAAGUUGUUGAGAAAAAAGAAAUUAUUGAAAAAGAAGAACAGACAUUUAUUGAAGAACAUGACGAAUCUGAUGACAUAUUGUUAAAGCUUGAUGAAUCUGAUGAAAAUAAGAAGGCUGAAGAAAUUUCAAUUUCAUUAGAUAAAGAAGAUGUCGUAGAAAAUAAAGAACAAGUACAAGAAGCAAAUGAAGAGAAUAAAGGUUGUAUUUUAGACGCUAUUGAUAUGAAAAAUGAAGAAACAGAAGGGCCAAAAAUUGAAAAAAUGCUAGAAGUAGAGGAACAGACAAUUGAGAAAAAAAGUGUUCCUGAACCCAUUGAAAUAUUGGAAAUUCCACAAUCAAAAGAAGAAGAACGAGAGGAAAAAGAGGAAGUAUUACUUGAUACAGAAAAGCCAGUCGAAGAAAGCAAAAUGAUAAUCGAAGAAAAUGAAACAGUUACUGAAAUAGUAGAAGAAAAAAUUGAAGAAUCUAAAGAGGAAGUCACAGAAGUCAUCGAAGAUGUUAAAACUGAGGUUACAAAAAUUGAAGAGAAAAAUAAUGAAGAACCAGAAUCAGCUCCGGCUGUCUCUGAAGUCUCAGACGUCAAGGAAGAUUCCACAGAAAAGGCUCAAGAAGUUACGGAGGUCAAAGUUGAAAUUGAAAAUAACACUGAAGAAAAUGAAACAAAAAAUGAAGAGGCAGCUCCACUAAAAGAGGAAAUAAUAGAAGAGAAAUCUGGCGAAGCAGAAGAGGUUCAAGAAGAAAUGAAAGAAAUCAAAGAAGAAAAAAUACAAAAAGAGAUGGAGGUAGAAGAAAAAGUUGAAGAAACAGAAAAGAAAAAGGAGCCCGAAGAAGUUGAAAUGAAAAAAGAAGAAACGAAUACCACAGAAGAUGCCGAUGCUGAAGAAGAAGAAUCUUCGUUAACUAAACUUAGUGGCCGUGCAAUGAAGACUUAUUCGAAGAAGUAUAAUGUUGCAGUUGACAGUGAACCUGAAACGGAAAGUAGUGAAGGAGCAGAUUAUCGUGCCUGGAAAAAAGCCGUGAUGGUUGUUUAUAAUAGAUUAGCAACACAUAAAUAUGCUUCUGCCUUCCUUCGACCAAUCACUGAAGAUCAAGCCCCGGGUUAUCAUUCUGUUAUAUUUAGACCCAUGGAUUUAUCAACUAUCAAGAAAAAUAUUGACAAUGGAACUAUUAGGUCGACCAUGCAAUUUCAGCGAGAUGUUAUGUUGAUGUUUCAAAAUGCCAUAAUGUAUAAUAAACAUGACACUUUUGUUUAUCAAAUGACAAUGACAAUGCAGGAAGAAUGUCUCCAGCACAUGCAGAUUCUUGUACAAGUAACGGGAGAAGGACCUUUUAGAAGAGAAACAAGGACAGCAGCGAGUAGUAGUAAUGAUUUAAGUGAGACUAACAUUGUGAAGAGAAAACGGAGUCAUAUUACCCCUAGUCCUCAUGACUCUGAGAGUCCUCGAAUGAAGAAGCGCAGGAAAUCUGAAAAUGACUGAUUUUAUUAUUAAUUAUUACUUACCGAUAGUCUUUUCCAUUAAAAUAACUACCAGUCUUCAAUCUCUUCAAUGAA